Molecule: messenger RNA, 1133 nt
Organism: Pecten maximus
Lineage: Eukaryota; Metazoa; Mollusca; Bivalvia; Pectinida; Pectinidae
Product: ATP synthase lipid-binding protein, mitochondrial-like
Exons: 6
Coding region: 132-593 (153 amino acids)
Biological process (GO): proton motive force-driven ATP synthesis; proton transmembrane transport
Molecular function (GO): proton transmembrane transporter activity
Source: RefSeq, a predicted model, not a curated record
GUCCUCUAGCCGGCAUAAACGGUAAGGGUUUGGUGACAUUGAAUUUUGCGAAAGUAAUCCAUUGUACUUCUACUGUUUAAAUCUAACAUCGAAGAACGGUGUUGAAAAGAGCUAAACCGCAAGAGAACAAGAUGUUUUCCUGCUCAAGAAUCGCCACACCAACUGUCAGAUGCGUGGUUGCAAACAGCAGCCGCGCUUGGGCUAGACCGAUGAGCAGUGUAGUAUCACAGAAACAAGAGGUUUCACAACAGCGACCAGCAGGUAACAUUGCUGCAUGGAAUGGUCUCAAUGGAGUAAACUGGGCUCCAUCCACCCCUAGUGUAUUAAAUCAGAUCCGAUCACUUCAAACUAGUGCUACAAGAAAAGAUAUUGACACAGCUGCUAAAUAUAUCGGAGCUGGAGCAGCCACUGCUGGAUGUGCAGGAUCAGGAGCUGGUAUUGGAACAGUGUUUGGAAGUUUAAUCAUCGGGUUUGCAAGGAACCCUUCACUGAAGGGUGAUCUCUUCACCUAUGCCCUGCUGGGAUUCGCUCUGUCUGAAGCUAUGGGUCUCUUCUGCUUGAUGAUGGGUUUCCUACUUCUGUUUGCAUUUUAAGUUGUGGAGAAAAACUGACAGAGUGUUUGUUUGUAGACUGAUGUAAAUGUACUACCAGAUCAACAAGUGUGAUUGUGAGUCAUCUUCAGGGCCUGUAUGUCAAAGCUCACAUCAAUCAAGACCAAACCACAUAGUGGUACCAUGAAGUUCUUUUAUAUAAAAAAAAAUGAUUUUUAAAAAAGUGUAAAAGCUGACGGUCAACAAAUAACAAAGAACUGUAAAAAUGACUUUCUGGAUGAGCUGUUGUGUCCUUGAUUGAAGUUGUACAGAAGAUAAUAUUGAAUGCAGACUGUGUUUUUUAUAUGCAGUUUAAAUAAAUAUUAUCUAGUAUAGGAAGGUCUGGAUUUAGCGGUGUUUUUUUGUGAGAGGAAGUGGGUAUAACAUUUAAUCCCUAGUAUAGUGCUAAACAUGUUUUGACCAGUUGACAGAUCAUAUAAAAAUAAUGUUAAAACAAGUCUUUCCUUGUUUUCUUUUGAAAUUGUUGGGAUGAUGGCAUAAAUUAUAUAUAUUUAACACUGAUAAACGUUGGGAAUGCAUGAU